Chenopodium quinoa (quinoa) is the source of this 906-nucleotide messenger RNA. RefSeq lists its product as uncharacterized. NCBI's taxonomy places the organism in Eukaryota, Viridiplantae, Streptophyta, Magnoliopsida, Caryophyllales, Amaranthaceae. Bases 1 to 906 code for a protein of 301 amino acids. The transcript has 2 exons. The record is from RefSeq and is a predicted model, not a curated record.
AUGGCUGGUGAUGAUGAUUCGGGCCCCCCCUCUCCUCCCCCUCCUCCAAACACUCCCACCUAUCAUCCUGCUUUUGCUGUCCCAAACAUCAAGAAUCAUAUUUGUGUUACCCUCGAUAACGAGGAUGCUCAGUAUGCGACUUGGGUUGAGCUUUUUCAAAUCACGGCCGUUGCUUUUAAUGUUUUAGAUCACAUUGACGCUAAAACCCCUCGACCGAAAGAGAUCGACGAUGCAACAUGGAAUAGGUUGGAUGCUAUUGUGAAAAAUUGGAUUUAUGGGACAAUUUCCAAGGAUCUUUUUGCAAAAACAAAACUCGAAAACUUUGCUAAUAUGUCUGAUUAUUGUAAGCAACUCAAACUUCUUGCGGAUCAACUCGCUAAUGUUGAUUGUCCCGUCUCCGAUCGUAAAAUGGUUAUGCAACUUAUAGCGGGUCUCACCAUGGGCGAGUAUGAUACCGUCGCUGCCAUUGUAUCUCAAUCCGAACCCACCCCUACCUUUAACAAGGCUCGGUGCAUGUUUAUUUUGGAAGAAACUCGCCAAAACAAGCAGUCCGAAGCGGGUCAGCAUGCUCUAGUGGCUCAGUCCUCACCAAUGCCAGCGUCUCAGUCGUCGGCCCCUUCUCCGGCGUCGCAAUCAACGACCGACCAGCAGGGAGGCAUUGGACGAGGAAGGGGUAAAGGCCGCAACACCAGCUCCAAAGGGAAAGGAAGAGGUAAGGGCCGCGGAAGCAAUUCUAGCAACAAUAAUCAACAUCAACAAUCUGGGCCCAAUCAUAACUCGGCCCAGCAGGCCCCUCAGUGGGGUAACCAGCAAGGUUGGGCGCCCCCUCAACAAGGCCAGUGGGCUUCUCCCCCAUGCCCAUAUCCCACUGGCCCAACGAACUCUCCAUUCCCUUACCGUGGAUAG